GUGAAGCGGCUCCGCGACGGAGCUGCAGUGCGCGCGACAGGGGCCUGAGUAUCCCGCUUUCUUGGGAAGAAACCACCAAGUCGGGUCAGUGCUGCAGGCUCCAGCCACUGGCCCGGUUGACCAUGGCCCUUUCUGUGGAGACCGAGUCGCACAUCUACCGAGCUCUGCGCACUGCCUCUGGGGCUGCUGCCCACCUUGUGGCCCUGGGCUUUACGAUCUUUGUGGCUGUGCUUGCCAGGCCUGGCUCCAGUCUGUUCUCCUGGCACCCCAUGCUUAUGUCUCUGGCUUUCUCUUUCCUGAUGACCGAGGCACUGCUGGUGUUCUCUCCUGAGAGUUCGCUGCUGCGCUCCCUCUCACGGAAGGGCCGAGCACGCUGCCACUGGGUACUGCAGCUGCUGGCCCUGCUGUGUGCACUGCUGGGCCUAGGUCUUGUCAUCCUCCAUAAGGAACAGCUUGGCAAAGCCCACCUGGCCACGUGGCAUGGGCGGGCAGGGCUGAUAGCUGUGCUGUGGGCCGGGUUGCAGUGCUCAGGUGGGGUGGGGCUGCUCUACCCUAAACUGCUGCCCCGCUGGCCCCUGGCUAAGCUCAAGCUAUACCAUGCCACUUCUGGGCUAGUAGGCUACCUUCUGGGUAGUGCCAGCCUCUUGUUGGGCAUGUGCUCCCUCUGGUUCACCGCCACAGUCACUGGUGGGGUCUGGUACCUUGCUGUGCUAUGCCCUGUCAUUACCAGUUUGGUCAUCAUGAGUCAGGUGAGCAACGCCUACCUGUACCGCAAAAGGAUCCAGCCAUGAGCUCUUCCCAGCCUAGAAGCCUGGAUUUGCCCCUCAGUGUAGUAGCAGGGGCUGGGGCCUCCUGGAUUUUCUCAGCUAAGUCAUGAGGACAUCUCAGGCACUGGGGAAGUCUAAAGUAGGAGUCUUGUGUGUGACAUUUUUUGCUUGCUCCUCAUGGUGGAGUGCUUCCCCUUUUCUUCUGUACUGUCCCAGAGGAGCUUAUGGAUGAUGUCUGGCUGAAGCUGGGGUUGCAAACCUACUUCCCCAGCAACUCAACUCAUACUUGUACUGGUAUGUCUGGAAAUUACAGGAGAGAAAAAAGCAAAAUAAAGAAGAAUGACUGAAAAGACCGGAUGGGAGGAAUAGCUUAGAACUGGGGAUAGUUCUCAUUAGUGCUGUCAGAAUGAAGAAACAGGCAGCUAGGCAAGAUGGGGACCCGUCCCUGGCUGCUCACUGAGGGGCUGAAGCUCUCCCAGCACAUGAGCUCUGAGAUCUGGCUGCUGAGCCUCCUGUGCCCUCCUGUGCCACCCAGGGCCCUAGAUGGGUGACCCUAGAUGGUACAGCUAUGUGUCCUUUCACUCGCCCACCUGCAUACUGUGCUGGCAUCGCCAAACUGGUGGUUAGAUGUGGACAGUGACACGGUGGGAGCUGGGGAUGGGCUGUUUCCAUAGGUUUCAAGCACUGACCACUGUCUUGAGGGUGAGCAAUCGAUAAGAACACUCUUUAUGAUAGAGAGGCCCUCAACCAUCCGAUCUUCUGGGCAGAGCCUCCCUGACUGGGAAUCAGAGAGAGAGAGAAAAUGCA
Panthera uncia (snow leopard) is the source of this 1574-nucleotide messenger RNA. RefSeq names its product transmembrane reductase CYB561D2. The record is from RefSeq and is a predicted model, not a curated record. Gene Ontology annotation, cellular component: endoplasmic reticulum. The transcript is spliced from 4 exons. The coding region runs from base 123 to 791 and encodes 222 amino acids. Lineage: Eukaryota; Metazoa; Chordata; Mammalia; Carnivora; Felidae. Gene Ontology annotation, molecular function: transmembrane monodehydroascorbate reductase activity.